AUGGCACGCGACCCGACGUCAAACCACGGAGGCCGCCAACAUAUCGAUUUUGGCUCACUUUCCCCUAGGCGCUCGCGCCGCCCGACACCAGAGAUGGCGUUCAACUUCAACUGGUCGCCCCUGAUGGCGGAUGCUGGAUUCUAUACUCGCGCCCAGGAUUUGCUCACAGCCGCGCUGAACAAGUCGCCAAAGCCUCCGAUCAUCGUGGGCGACAUCACGGUUACAGAGCUGAAUUUGGGAUCAAUACCACCAGAGCUUGAAAUUUUGGAGAUAGGGGAUCUGGCAGAUGACCGGUUCCGUGGAAUAUUCAAGAUGUCUUACUCUGGAGACGCAUAUCUCACCCUAAAAACCCGCGUACAGGCGAAUUCGCUGAAUACGUAUAUGGUGACUCGUCCUUCGUUCACUUCCCCAUGUCCACUUGCCGCGGAGCUGUCCCUUCGGCUAUGGGUACCAGAGCAUCGAGGACAUGAUAUUGAGGUUGAGGCUGAUGAAGAGGCAGGUCCAGGCCAAGAUCCUCUACUUAGUCCUCCCCAAGAUCCUGUGGAUGCGUCUGGAAACGUUCUGAGCGUCUCCCAGAUCGCGUCUCUAUCACUUGACUCUGGGGUUGAAAUGCACUCUUUAUUCUCGCAGCGGAAUUUACUACGACUGGCCACUUUGACCGACUCUCAACGAACUCUCUCAUUGUUUACCCCCACAAUCCACGACGUUGUCUUUAGGGCGUUAACUGGAGCCAUGGAGCAAUCGGAGUACCAUGGAGGCUUAAUUUCACCUGCCAGUCCUCCUCUUUCCAGAACUCACUCCCACGUUGCGUCUCUGCACUCCUUACAAGAGUCAUCUAUGAAUAAACCUGCUCUAGGUUCUCCACUGGUUGGAUGCGGUCUUUCCAUGGGCGCUGGUCGCCAUCCAAGAACACGCCCGUCCAGGAAACAUAAACGACGCGUUGUGGACUUGCGAAAGCCCAAAAAAUCAGACGACACCUCAAGCACUUGCACAGAUAGCGAAUAUACGGUCUCUACCGAUGCAUCAACGGUCUUCUCGUCAUCUGUCCGAGCCGAGGAGAAAACGGAUGACCCUAUUACUCCGCCAAUCUCCCCAGAUGCCACCAUCAAGGUUAAAGAUCACUCGCGAGUUCCAGUAUUGCAAAGCCUCGGCCCAUCCAUAACGGCCAAAGCUGGUCAGACAACUCCUACAGUUGAAGCUGAGAAACAGGCUCUUAGAGCCGGAGAGCCCUCGACCAUCCCACGUCAAAACACCCCUAUCUUUGCGGCCCAUGAAAAGGCUGACGAUAACAUUACGUCCUUCAAUGGAGUUCCACCCAGCAUGUUGUCAUUCGUGGCCGCGAACCCGGAUCGAAGCAUCCUAGAACAGGCCUGGAUGAUGAAGCUAGCGAACGAAAUCAGUCGCAGAAUCCAAGAGGGCAAAGGUCCAGGAAGUGUUGGCACCAGCAACUACUGCGGCCGUCAAACCCGAGAUCCCUCGCCACCCCCAGCUUAUGGACAGUGA
Molecule: messenger RNA, 1503 nt
Organism: Arthroderma uncinatum
Lineage: Eukaryota; Fungi; Ascomycota; Eurotiomycetes; Onygenales; Arthrodermataceae
Exons: 3
Coding region: 1-1503 (500 amino acids)
Biological process (GO): phospholipid transport; mitochondrion organization
Cellular component (GO): ERMES complex
Molecular function (GO): lipid binding
Source: RefSeq, a predicted model, not a curated record